Molecule: messenger RNA, 1345 nt
Organism: Notolabrus celidotus (New Zealand spotty)
Lineage: Eukaryota; Metazoa; Chordata; Actinopteri; Labriformes; Labridae
Gene: ccdc43
Product: coiled-coil domain containing 43
Exons: 5
Coding region: 49-690 (213 amino acids)
Source: RefSeq, a predicted model, not a curated record
GCAGAGAACGGACAGACCUCCACAUUUGAAGGACCCCGAACGGCCAAGAUGGCUGCGCCCAUAACAGACGCCGGGGAGUUUGAAAGCUGGCUAAAUGAUCGUCUUGACUCGUUAGAAGUGGACCGUGAGGUGUAUGGGGCGUACAUUCUAGGUGUUCUGCAAGAAGAGGAAAGUGAUGAGGAGAAAGAAGAUGCGCUUCAGGGAAUAUUAUCCGCAUUUGUGGAUGAGGACACGGUGACAGACACCUGCAGGCAGAUCAUCAAACAGUGGGUAGACUACUGCAGCCGGACAGCAGCCAAAAAAGAUGCCGAUGCUGAGGUCCAGGCCAUCGCCAGUUUGAUAGAAAAACAGGCCCAGAUUGUGGUGAAACACAAAGAGGUGUCUGAGGAGUCCAAGAAAAGGAAAGAAGCCCUCCUUGCUCAAUACGCCAACAUAACGGACGAUGAGGAUGAAGCUGAAGAAGAGGAGCCACCAAGCGGACCUAGUUUUCCUUCUGAGAAAUCUCUCUUUAAGAACACCAAUGUGGAGGAGGUGAUGAACAGACAGAAGCAAAAGCGGGACCAGGCUCGCGAAGAUUCUCAGAAGAAGAAAGAGACGGACAAGAUGCAGAGGGAGAAGGACAAACUAGCCAAACAAGACAGGAAAGAGAAGGAGAAGAAGCGUACACAGAAAGGUGAACGCAAAAGAUAAAACCAAGAGAAAGGACACUUUGUACGUGGAAAGUUUUGUUAAAAGACAAAAAAUGGAGAACAAUAGCUAUCGCCUCUUUUUAUCUUGUCCUCGUGGACACCUUUACUGUGUUAACAUCUUCAUCUGACUCUCCCUGUCUAUUCUUACUUUUUGAACCUCUUCUCCUAAAAUAUAAAGAUCAAUGAGAUUAGAUGUAGUGCUGGCUUAACAUUCAGAUCUUUCUGUCUAUGAGAUUGUUGCAUGAGCAGAUAGGGAAAGAUUUCAAGGAAUAAAACUGCAAGACUCUAAAGUCAUGAAACAUUUUGUCAGAAUGUGUGAAACAUGCUUUGACCAAAGUUAAAGCAAUCAAAUCAAGGAAAUCAUAUUAUACAACUGAAACAAAAGAACCAGGGGUAGGGGGUUAUAAGAGAGUCUUCUUUAUCCUCUGAGCCAGUGUCUCACUAAUGCCUUUGAUUUCUGUGCAACUUUCAAGUCAGGGCAAAUUUCAUCCUUUCUUUUUUUUUGUUUGAACAGCAUAACAAUUUCAUCUGGCAGAGAGAACAAAGGAGUAGAACCUUGAUUAUACCUCAAACUACCAUUAACCAUGAUUUGACUGUUUAUGGUGAGAUUCAUCAUCUUUUUAAAUCAAUAAAGAAAACAUUUUCAGCAACUUGAA